UGUUUAGUGAGCUAACUAGCACACACACGAAUAUCGUUUUUUCUCAACCAAUGUCCCACAUAUAACUGCCAGGAUGAUGGAAUCAUGCCUGAACAACGAUGUUGAAAGACCGGUUCAAUUAGAGGUCGAUGAUUUGAAGAGAGAUCUCUCAUCAGAAUUCAGCACCUUGCCACAGCUUUCCAGCAUGGAGGAGAAAGAGCACCUUCAGGUCUACCUCCGUAUCCGACCCUUCAGCACAGCAGAGAUUAAUAAUGGAGAAUCACAGGGAUGUGUUACCAUCGAGCACCCUGAAACAAUUCUCCUGAAACCUCCCAGUUUGUCCCUCUCGGCGAGGCUUAGCGCUGACAAAUCGCUUCCACAGACUGGACAGCGUUUUCAGUUCUCUCAGGUGUAUGGUCCUGAGACGAUGCAGAGAGAGCUCUUUCAAGGCACGGUAAAGGAUUUGGUGAAAGAUGUCUUCGAAGGGGAGAACUCUCUGGUUUUCACUUAUGGAGUCACAAACGCUGGGAAGACCUUCACAUUCUUAGGUCCGGAUGCUAAUGCUGGUAUCCUGCCGAGGUCUCUCAAUGUCAUUUUCAGCAGUAUUGAGGAACAUGUUUUCACUGGGAUGAGCAUCAAACCUCAACGCUGCCGCGAGUUCACAAAGCUCACCGGGGAGCAGCAGGCCGUGGAAGUGACUUUCAAGAGAAACUUCUUCAGUCAAUUUAAACGGAGUGAGAAGAGCGGCCUGCUGAACUUGACCAACAAGACUCUCUUUGAAGGCUCCUCCAUGCUGGACACCACCGUCGCAUCAGAGGACAAAAUCAGUCUGUCCCUGGAAGCCCACAUCAAGUUCUCUGUUUGGGUUUCUUUCUGUGAAAUCUAUAACGAGAACAUCCACGACCUCCUCGAGGUGACGCCCAGCGGGGCGCCGAGGAGGAUCGCACUGCGCCUGUCGCAGGACGUCAAGGGCAACGCUUUGUCAGAAGAUCUGCGAUGGAUUCAGGUGAAUAGUGCGGAAGAGGCUUACAUGGUGAUGAAGCUGGGCAAGAAGAACCAGAGCUUCUCCUCCACCCGACUCAACCAGCUCUCCAGCAGGAGCCACAGUAUUUUCUCCAUUCGCGUAUUGAGGAUUGAAGAUAUUGGGACUCCGAAGGUCCACACAGUGAGCGAGUUGUGUUUAUGUGACUUGGCUGGCUCUGAGCGAUGCGCCAAGACCCAGAAUAAAGGAGAGCGCCUCAAAGAAGCCGGAAACAUCAACACCUCAUUGCUCAUCCUGGGAAAAUGCAUCAACGGACUUCGACACAAUCAGCAGGCCAAGCUGCUUCAGCACAUUCCCUUCAGGGAGAGCAAGCUGACCCACUACCUGCAGGGCUUCUUCCGCGGCCGAGGCAAAGCCUGUAUGAUCGUCAACAUCAACCAGUGUGCCUCCAUGUACGACGAGACUCUCAACGUCCUCAAAUUCUCUGCCGUGGCGCAGAAGGUGGUUGUUCUGUCCACCAGGCCGCCUCCCAUCAACAUGCCCCACCGGUCCACCAGUGAGAUAUCCUUCAUCAUCAACAAUGCUGAGAGAAAGGCUCUGCGGAGCAGCAGGAGGAGCUCCAUGAUUGGCUGGGAUAUGAGCCUGGAAGAUGUCCAGGAGGAUGAGGAUGAUGAGUAUGAGGAAGAAGUUAGCCAGAUGGAGGGCUCAAUGGAUCAGACGGGCGAUGAAGACGAUGCCAAUACAAGUGAUGAUCCACUUCCCAUCGGUGUACAGCAGAGGCACUUGGAGCUGUUGAAACAGCUGCAGCUCCAGCUGAAGAAGGAGCGAGCAGAGAGCCUCCUCCUGGAGGCGCGACUCAGAGAGGAAAUCAGCAGAGAGUUCUCCGAGAUCUUCUCCGAGAUGCAGAACGACUAUAAUGACCGCCUGGCAAGGGAGAGUGAGAUCUUAGAGGAGCGAGCAGAACGGCGGUUCGAGAUCUUCAAGAACCUCAUGAACAAAAUGGCCACCCCUGCACUCGAUCAAGACGCACAAUCCAUGGACACAUCUCUGGACGCCCACUCCGCCGAGGCUGCCCAAACAUGUCUGAGCUCAGUCCAAUCGGGGGCUCGGGAAGACGGGGGAGAAGCUGGAGAGGAGCCGCAGAGGAAGAUGUUGGAACUGAGUGAAGCCAGUGGAUUGGAGGAUAAAGAGAAAAGGAGGCUUCUCGCUCAUCCCGAGGAGAAGUUAUCGGAGAUCUCCCGGCUGGAGAAACAAGUGGAAGACCUACAGAAGGAGAGAGAGCUUCUCACAGAGGGUGUUUCACAUGAGAGAAAGCAGCUGCAGGAGGCGUUCACUGCCCUUGAGAAGGAAAAGAAAGGCAGGGAAGACACCCUGGCUGCUCUGGAGUACCAGACUAUGGGACGAGAGAAGGCGCUGGCAUCCUUAGAGGCAGAAAGUAAAGCCAAGGAGGAGGCCCUCGCCACACUUGUUGAGCUGAAGCGGAGCAAAGAGGAGGCGCUGGCAUCCCUUCAAGAGGAGAGCGACAGCUGCCAGAAAGCCACGGCGGCCCUUGAAGUUGAGAGGAGGGCGAAGGAGGACGCCUUGGCGGCCCACUCCGAAGAGCAGCGCGGCAGAUUGGACAUCGUCGCCGCUCUCGGCCAAGAGAGGAGUCGCAAAGAGGAGGCUCGGUCGGCUCUGGAGGGGGAGAGGAGUGAAACCCGCCGGCUGCUUGAGGAGAGAGCAACGAGGCAACAGGAGAGCGACGCACUUCGACUCGAAGUCAGAGAGCUCGCUGCCAGGCUGGAGGACUCCGAGCACCAGGUGACCAGCAAGACGAAGAGAGCCGAUGAAGUAUUGGUCCAACUGCAAACUGCUCAGGCCCAACUGGACAAACACGCCGAGGAGAUCCCAGAGAAAACCUCCCUGAUCCACUCCCUGAUGCGAGAAGUUCAAAGCCUCAAAGGGGAAGUGCAGGCUUCAGCAACGUCGGCUGGUGUUGUCGAUGAUCAGCGGAGACGAGAAGUGUCUGAGCUGAGGGAGAGUCUGGCUGAGGAGAAGCAGACGAACGAGAGCAAGGACACACGAAUGCUGGAGCUGGAGCACCGGCUCGCACAGACGAAAGAACAGUUGGCGCACAGUCAGCAGAUCUCCAACCAGCAGCUGCAGCAACUCACAGAGGAGCGGGAGCGUCUGGAAGCGGCUUCAACGCGGCAAGUUGACGAGCUAAGAAAGAAGCUGCAGGCGCAAGAAGAGACGUCGCAGCGAGCGCUGGAGGAACUGGGCGUCGAGCUCAAGUGCCAAGAACAGACGUCCGAAGAGGAAGUCAAACGGCUGAGAGCAAAACUUGAGGAACCAGCUCGGGCCUCAGAGAAGCUGGCGGAGGAGCUGCAUGAGAAGCUCCAGCAACAAGAAGUGAUGUCACGACAGCAGCUGGAGGAGUUAAAACGCAAACUCUGUGACCAAGAAGCAGCUUCCGGCAAACUGUUAGACGAUCUGGGGCUGAAGCUCAGUGAGCGGGAGCAAAGUGCAGAGCGGCUCAAGGUCGAGUUGGAAGAAGCUAAGUUGAAGGGUUCAAAGAAGUCUUCAAGCGCUGCUGCUGCUGAGGAGGAGCUCAAGAAGCUGAACUCUGAUCUCCAGGCCGAGAUUGCAUCCCUGAGGUCGAAGGUGUUCACCAUGGAGGAAAGCACAGCCGGAGCUCCGCCGGCCUCUUCCGAAGUUGAACGAACGCGCAAAGAAACCGUCAAACGGGCGAUGGAGGAGCAGCUGGCGGAGGCGGCGCAGGUGUCCGCGGAGCUGCAGGCGAAGCUGCUGGCUAAAGAGGCGCGGGUGACAUCGCUGCAGAAGAGCCUGCGGGAGGCGCAGGAGCGGCGGGAGGAGCAGGAGAGCCAGGCGGUGCAGGAGGCGCGGCGCCGGGAGGUGGAGCGGCGCCGGGAGCUGCUGGCCGCGGCGCACGAGGCCAUCGCUCAGAAGGACGCCGAGCUGGAGAAGAAAGCCGAGGAGAUGGAAAGACUAAAAGAAAACGCCAAGCAGGACUCGGACAGAGUAAAGAGCCUCAGCCUCGACCUUCAGAGGAAGGAGGACGACACUUCAGACCACCGAGAGAAACUAGCCGACUACAAGAAGCAAAUCCAGCAGGUUCAGAAGGAGAUCUCUGGCAUGAGAGAAGAGGAAAAGCUUUUGAGGCAAAAGCUGACUGACAUGGAGAAAGCCAAGAAGCAGCUUCAGUCUGACGUUGCCAACAGGGACCGAACCAUUCAGCAGCUCAGAGUGGAACAAGCGUCUGACACCAAGUCCGACCAGAAGGCCUGUAAAGACCUUGAAACCAAGGAGCGGGUACUGGACGACAUGCGUCUCGCUCUGACUGAGCAGGAAGAGACACAGGACCAGAUGGAGCAGGUCUUGGAGGAGAAACUAAACCUCAUCCAGGAACUCUCGAGCGAGGUGGAGAAAUUGAAAGGGAUGUUGUUGCAGCAGGAUCGUCGUGGCAACGGCUCACAGCUUCAGGUCGGCAGCCCGUCGGAUGACCUCAAACUGGCCAAACAAGGAGCUGCCCGGGCCCAGGAAAGCUUGAAGCUGUGUGCAGAGAAACACCAGACUGAACGCAAAAAGUGGCUGGAGGAGAAGCUGUUCCUGAUUGGCCAAGCCAAAGAGGCGGAGGACAAGAGGAACCGGGAAAUGAGGAAGUUUGCCGAAGACCGAGAACGCUACACUCAACAGCAGAGCCAGCUGGAGUCCUUGUCCUCCCAGUUGUCUGAGAAGGAGCAGAUCAUGGAGAAGUGGAGGAAGGAGAGAGACACCCUGGUAGCAGCAUUGGAGGUCCAGCUCCAGAAGCUUCUCUCCAGCCAAGCAGAGAAAGACCAACUCAUCCAGCAGCUCCACCAGAAUGCCACAGAGCCCCCACAAGAGAGUGGUGAUGGAGGGGCAGAGCUGCAGGCUGCUCUGUCUGAAAGGGAGGCCGAGAUCUCACGACUGAAGGAAGAGCUCGAGGCCUUAAACGCCAAAUGGGAGGAUACAGUCACACAGAUUAAAAGCAAUGUGAACCUUGCUGCAGUGGCUGGAAAGUCCCAGUGUGAAACCAUUAACAGGAUGUCGGCAGGAAGAAAGGACACCAGGGCGUCGGUCAGCAGCCAGGGCUCAGCUGGCUGCCCGUCCGUGCUGGACGCCUCUGAGAUCUCCACAGAGAACGGCAGGAUGAGGCGCUUCCCCCGGCCGGAGCUGGAGAUCUCCUUCAGCUCUCUGCAGCCCAACCGCAUGGCUCUGCGCCGCCAGGGAGAGGAGAACACCGUCACCGUCAAAAUCACACGCUCGGCGCGCAAGAGGAAGAGCGGGGAGAUGGAGAAGUCUCACAUUUUCAGGAGGAGUAAACGACGACCGAAACCUGAGGAGGAGGUGGUUGCAGAGAACAGAAGGAACAUGCGGACCAAACUGAUGCCGAAGCUGACCCCUCACCAAGAAGAGAUCUCCUCUCCAGGUUACCAUGACUCCCUGAGCAGCAACAGCCGCAGCAGGAAGGACGGAGCUCUGCAGAAGAUCGGAGAAUUCCUCCAGAGCUCCCCCACGCUGCUGGGCAGCAAAGCCAAGAAGAUGAUUAGUCUGGUGAGCCGGCGGAUUGAUGGCGACUCGGCCGCCUCCUCUUCCUCACUCAGUCUGACAGCGAAGACGAACAGGAAUAAACUCUCCAGGCCUGUAAUCUCCUCCCCCAUGGACAUGCCCUCCCACCCAAUCAUCAGCCGAGCGCCAGAGGAGAAAGCGAGUGACCACCAGAUCAUUAAGAGGCGUCUCCGCUCCAGGCUGGUCAAAUAAUGAGCUCCACUGUAGACCAUUGGAGUUUUGUUGGUAAACACUAUCUUAAAUAAAUGAAGGAGGCGUCUCGCUGCUUAUGAGCCUUUUCUGUCACGCUGUCUUCAGUUAGAACUCGAUUGUCUUAUUUAGUCUAAAAACCUAUUUUAUGAGUCAUAUACUAUCAUUUCAGAAUAUAGCAAAAGACUAAUAUACAGCUGGUGAUGUGGAGAGACGUCAUAUAAAGGAAUUGUUUGAUAUUAUUCUGUGGGCUAGAUCCAGGAGGCAUUUAGCCGAGUUCAGCAUAAAACCCUCUAGAGCUCACCAACAUGUUGUGUUGUUCAAUCUGUCCACAAACAGAAACACAACAGUUUCUACUGUUUUAUAGAGCACAGACACGAGGGGUCAAACCCCCGACAUGUCGAAGCUUCUCAAUACUGCCAAAUAAUUCAAGCAACCUUUGGAUGGGAGGAAAGUAUGUUUGUCCACAUUCACCAUCAAAUGAAUCAAGAUAGUCCAUCAGAUGGAGAUAAGCUCCACUUUAUAGACACGCUAUGAUUAUUUCUUUCUUUCUUGUUAUGUGCAAUGUUUAGUGUUUGUUUAUUUGAUGCGAGUAAGCGACAACAGUUCCAGAUGUGUCAUUAGUCAAACCUUUGUGAGCUUUUGAGUGUUUUCGAUUUAUUUUGAACCACCAACUUACUCAUUGAUUUUCUGAAAGUGAUCAACAAAGAUAUGAAUAGAGCAUAAAAAAUGUCUUAGAAUGUUCUCAGCGGCUUUUUAAUUUUCUGGUUGAUGUUCAACGUCUCUGCCGUUUACUUUGUGAACAUCUACUUCACUAAAGUCCUUGUGCACUUUAUCGCUCCCUCGAACAAACUCCAAGGCUUCUGCCUCUGAUCUGUCCAUCAUUAUAUUCUGUUCUUUUCUUCAGGAACAUGUUGACCUGCCUCAGUUUAAAAAAGAAAGAAAGAUUCUGUAUUUAAUUCAACUUUUCUGAAAUUGUGCACUUUUCUUAUUCCAUACUUGUCAUAACAUCAUCUUUUUCUAAAUUUUUAUACCUUUUUGUUCUAUAGGUCUUAUCUGUAAUUUCUCAAAUAAAAAUACAAAAAAAAUGUC
This is a messenger RNA of Pseudoliparis swirei, 6832 nucleotides long. RefSeq names its product kinesin family member 20Ba (gene kif20ba). Gene Ontology annotation, cellular component: spindle microtubule; nucleus. Gene Ontology annotation, biological process: mitotic spindle assembly; regulation of apoptotic process; microtubule-based movement. The transcript is spliced from 35 exons. Lineage: Eukaryota; Metazoa; Chordata; Actinopteri; Perciformes; Liparidae. Bases 74 to 5743 code for a protein of 1889 amino acids. Gene Ontology annotation, molecular function: plus-end-directed microtubule motor activity; microtubule binding; ATP binding. The record is from RefSeq and is a predicted model, not a curated record.